UUCUGAAUCCUAAAUCUAAAAUGUAUAAGAUGGCCGUGAAAUAUAUUCAGUGACAGUGUACGAGAUUUUCGAAGUUCAUUUAACUUUAUAAAUAGUAAACAAUUUGUUCAAAUAUUAAAAUAUUAUGCCGAGACGAUGUAACGAUGAAGCAUCUGAUCAGGAACCACCAAGAAAAAAAGGUUCAAGUGGCAUUACUAAUGGCAUAGAUUUAAAGCAGGGCGAAGUAAUAACUGAUAUAAGUGGUAAAAAAUGGAAAUUAGGAAAACCCAUUGGAAUUGGCGGUUUUGGAGAAAUAUAUCAGGCCUUUGAUAAUGUUCUGAGAGACAUUAAGACUGACAACACGUCUCAUGUUGCCAAGAUUGAGCGACAUACAAAUGGCCCUUUAUUUGUAGAAAUAAAUUGCUAUCUUAGGAUUGCGAAACAGCAAAUGAUUGAUGAAUGGAAAAAGGAAAAAAACUUAUCCUUUCUCGGAAUGCCUCAUUAUAUAGCCUCAGGUUCGCAUGUUUAUAGCGGUGAAAAAUAUCGCUUCCUUAUAUUACCCCGUUACAAAAAAGACUUGCAAGAAGUUUUUCAAGAAAAGAAAGUAUUUAACCUAAAAACUGUAUUGACAAUAUCGAUUCAAAUUUUGGAUGUAUUAGAAUAUAUUCACAAUAAAGGUUAUGUACACUCGGAUAUUAAGGCUUCAAAUAUCAUGUUAGGUAAGGAAUUGAAGAAAAAUCUACUUUUACCGAACAGAAAGCCAACUAGAACAAUCGGUACACGGAAUAACCAAAAGAGGGUUAGAACGCCCUGCACUAAGAAUUUACGUCCAGUAGGAAGUAUUAAUUAUAUAGAUGAUAUACCGUACCUUGACGAAGUUCUGAAUAUGUACAAUAAAUGGUAUAAUACAGACGUGCCUCUACAGAAACCCAAAAAAGAAAACGAUUACAAAUCUGACCAAGUGUAUUUACUAGACUAUGGACUUGCAUCGAAAUAUUUACUAGUUAAUGGUGAACACAGAGCAUUUUGUAGGGAUGAGCGACGAGCUCAUGCUGGCACAGUAUUGUUUUGUUCUAGAGAUGCUCACAAAGGCGUUCCUUCGAGACGAUCGGAUUUAGAAUCGUUAGCUUAUAACAUGAUUUAUUGGUUAACGGGCAGUCUUCCGUGGCUGGACGAUAUAGAGCAGCCACCCGCAGUUGAAAAGAAGAAAAUGAAGUGUUUCAAGAGCCUGAAAGGUUUCUUGGAAGUCUGUUUCAAUAACGACUAUCCCGACUUUUUACUGGAGUACUUUAAUUAUUUAAGCAGGUUAAAGUUCGAGGAAAGUCCGGAUUAUGACUACAUUAGGAAUUUAUUUAGUAAUGCCGUAAAGCGUUACGGGUACAAGAACGAUUCGAGGCUAGAUUUCGAUAAUUUGGAAAGUGGUAAAAGCCGACAGAAGAAAGUAAGACGUAAAAUAAUUGGUUGUGAAAAUAAAAAACUGUUCCCAAGUUUCUUAAUGAGCAGUCCCCUUAUGCCCCUUCAGUCAAACAUUAUUUUUAAGAGGCCAAAACUUAGAAAGAAGGUAAAAAACAAGAAGAUAAAGGAUAGCGCAAUGAAUUGGUCUAAAAUUUUAAUGGAUCCCGAAACUAUUAUGAAGCAAGCUACGAGGGAACGGAAGACAACGGAGGGCAGUGAUCAGGGUACAAUUACAUUGUCCACAAGGGAUUUGUAUAGCAUGAAUCCUACUUAUGCCAUGCUGGAAGUUUAUAACAAAUGUAAGGACCGAGACGUUUCCCCAAGAUAUAAAGGAGACAACGCUCUUGAAUUGGACAACAUCGAUGGUUAUACUCCUGCUAUGAUGAUUGUUUAUAAGAGAAUGAAAGAACGGCAAGAGUUUGAGUAUGAACAGGCUCUUUUAAUGAAUAAUAAUAACAAAACAAGUAGCAAAGGUUCCCGUUGUUCGACAAGAAAGCGGUUGUCGAAACGGAGUAUACGUCCCGAGUCAUCACCUCUUCAACGAUCAUCAUCACGAGCAAAGUCUCAAUCCCUUGUUCUUCAGAAGAAAGAAGUCCCACAUCUGAAAAGGGUAAAGAGCAUUCCUUUGCGAAGAACUUAUAGCUUAAGGGGUUAAAGCAACUAGUUUUUACCAUUCAACGAUUUGGAUGUUUAUAAAUCAGCAUUAUAAAUAUAUUUUUGUAAGACUGUUGCAUACAUUUCUGUAGAGUUAGUUUCCUUUUUGCAAAAAUUCGUUAUUGGUUCAAGUUAUUAUGUUCGUUUGUGAAUUUUAUCAGGAAAGUGAGACUGACGGUUGAAUAAUUUUGAUAAAAAUGCAGAUACAAAAUUUGGUAUUACAGUUUUUUUUUUACAUGAACUUAAUAACGUUUAGGACAAGUUCGUUAUGUUAAAGCUUAUUUUAGUGGCAGUGUUGUGCAUGGUAUAGUAAAUAUUCUCGAAAUCAUUAGAAAUGUAGUUACUAACGUAACUGAUAAUUCAUUGAAAAUUUAACAAGGAAUUAAAUAAAUCUGAAUAAUAUAUGACCACAGACGGAAAAUAUAAUUAUUGUAAAGUAGUUCCUUCUCUAUAUUUGUAUGCAUAUUUAAACUUCGCUAGACUAUUUAUGAAACUCUUCGUGUAUCAUUAAGUAAAUAUUGCUGUAAAUAAAAAUACAUCAUGAUACUGUACACAUACGUAGGUCAUAAGUUAAUGUUUUUGUUUAUUUUUAUAACCUGUGAUUUAUUUUUAUAAUAAAUGUGGUUGGUAUCAUUA
Messenger RNA from Anoplophora glabripennis (Asian longhorned beetle), 2724 nucleotides. RefSeq names its product serine/threonine-protein kinase VRK1-like. Gene Ontology annotation, cellular component: nucleus; cytoplasm. Bases 125 to 2089 code for a protein of 654 amino acids. The record is from RefSeq and is a predicted model, not a curated record. Gene Ontology annotation, molecular function: protein serine/threonine kinase activity; ATP binding. Gene Ontology annotation, biological process: peptidyl-serine phosphorylation; signal transduction. The transcript has 6 exons. NCBI's taxonomy places the organism in Eukaryota, Metazoa, Arthropoda, Insecta, Coleoptera, Cerambycidae.